Messenger RNA from Hyaloscypha bicolor E, 864 nucleotides. RefSeq lists its product as uncharacterized. Bases 157 to 666 code for a protein of 169 amino acids. The record is from RefSeq and is a predicted model, not a curated record. Lineage: Eukaryota; Fungi; Ascomycota; Leotiomycetes; Helotiales; Hyaloscyphaceae. The transcript has a single exon.
CAUCGUCUCCGGACCGUUGUUCGUUGUUCGUCGUUCGCCGUCUUCACGAAUCACUGUACGUCACCGUGGUGAAGCAAGCAUCCGUCACUGCCUUGCCUGUGCCAUCCCCACGGCAUUCCCACAACACUCCUACAGUCCAUACGUACUUACUUUCCCAUGCUCAGUCAGCUUCCUCACCAGCACAGAAGUCUUCUUCCUCAGCCUCCGCCUCCGCCUCCGCCUCUGCCUCCACAUGCUCGCAGCGAUCUCUCGAAGUGCAGGGCUCGUGUUAAUACUGCACGUGGUGCAGAUCUUGCUCUCUUCCCGGUAUUUGAUCAGUAUUUGCCUGUGGCGCCACUUGCUCCCACGCAGUUCUCCCACGCAGUUCUCCCACAAUCAGUUCGGGCACACCUGAACCUACACCUUCGAGCUUCCUGGUUGGCCCGCCGCACCACCUUUGCUGCCAAGAGAUACGAAAAGCAUUGGAGCCCACUUGCGUUCUCCACGUCCUCGAACUUGGCCAAAGCUGGCUUACUGCCGCUGCCAACCUGCACCUGCGCCUCGACUCUCUCUACCUUCGCCUUCCAGCAAGCCGCCGAUGAUUCCUGCUUCAAUCACCAACAAUUGGAGAACGAAAGUCAAAUGUUGACUCUUCGCUCUCUUUACGUUCGUUCCUUUCGCCGUUGACCUUUGCUGUGGCUCGUCGCCGGAUACGCUCGCUCUGCCUUGGAAGGCAUCCCUGGCCUGGCAUAUCGACUUUUAACAUUCCCGUUAUCGAAAUCAAGGCACGCCGUCAUCGCCUAAAUCAAUCACCGGCCCACUCGCGGCCAGCUCUAUCAACAGGCUUGAAGAGCAUUCGAUGCCCCACUGUUCAGAAGCUGGCAU